GGUUAUUGAAAAAUAUGUUAGUAAAAAUCAAUUUUAAAUUAUUAUUUUGAUUUGAAUAUGUAUAUCAAGUAACAUAAACCAAAUACUUUUUAAUAUAAUGUAAUGGACUUCUAAUUUUUUUAAUAGCAUAUAAGCCCAUUACUUUUUUUUCCUAACUUACUGCUAUCCAUGUUUGCAGACAGCAUUUUAUUUAUUUUUUUACUACUGUCUAGGUUUCCAAACAAGUACUAAAGAUACUUCUACUUUAAUAAGAUAGAAGCGUGAAAGCUAACUUUUAAAUUGUUUUUCAUAGUUUAGGUUGUUUCAAUAGUUUGUUAAUAUUUGUUUCAAUAGUUUGUUAAUAUAGGUGUAUUUUAAAGUUGAUUUAAUUACAUUUAACUCAAAUUUAUUUAAUAAAAAUACAUUAAUCUAACUGAAAAAGACAAGCAUUAAAAUAGGGAAUUCAAUUUAAUUUUCAGUGGCAUAGAAUUGUAAUUAAAUUUAAAAACUAAAUGUAUUUUUAAUGGAUACUUCUCUUUUAAUAAUAUAGAUAGAAGCGUGAAAGCUAACUUUUAAAUUGUUUUUCAUAGUUUGUUAAUAUUUGUUUCGAUAGUUUGUUAAUAUAGGUGUAUUUUAAAGUUGAUUUAAUAACAUUUAACUCAAAUUUAUUUAAGGAAAAUACAUUAAUCUAACUGAAAAAAUAAGCAUUAAAAUAGAAAAUUUAAUUUAAUUAUCAGUGACAUGAAAAUGUAAUUAAAUUUAAAAAUUAAAGGGUAUUUUUAAUAGGUAUUUCUCUUUUAAUAAUAUAGAUGGACCCCUAGAAAAUUCGAGGGUUCGUUUCUUCUAGAUCGAUAAGACUGAGGACUAACCAAUAUUAUACUAUUAUAUUAAGAAUGUGGGUGGAUUGGAGCAGGUCCCCAAUUAGAGUAUGUAUAUACAAUCUAUAUUCUUCAAAUGGAUUCCUUGUUGGUAAUGGAGAAAGUUUUUUUUUCAAGAUUAAUGUAAGCCUCCUGAAUAAUUGAAGUAUAAGUCUUUGCGACAUUGGGCGCUCCAACUACUAUACUACACUUGAUGGAACAUGAAAGAAAUGUUAAAUACAAUUAGGACGUUAGACACUCAUUAUCUUUACUUUAAAAAUAAAGGGUUUGUUGUUAUCUAUUUGACCAUGGUUAAAAUCAAAUUGUGAAGAAUUUAAAAAAUGUAUAAGAAUAUAUUUAUUUUAAUAUAUUAUGAAAUAUUUUAAGAAAAAGGGUUUGUUGUUAUCUAUUUGACCAUGCUUAAAAUCAAAAUGUGAAGAAUGUAAAAUGUAUAAGAAUAUAUUAAUUCUAAUAUAUUAUGAAGUAUUUUAAGAAAAAAAAAGAUUUAUAAUGAUUUAUUCGUACACUAUGACAUUUUCAAGGAUUUAAAAUAAAUCAAACUAGCUUUAUAGACUUGUGUUUGGUUUAACUAUAAAAAAUAUUUUCAUGAUAUAAUAUUACAAUGCGCAAGCCUAUGUAAAUAAUAAGAAAUUAUCACAAAUACCACAUUCAUAGUACCACUUUUCAUGUUUACAAUAAUUAUUUUUACCUUUACUUUUAGCGAAUGGUAAAAAACAUUUAUACUCCCAGGGUUAACUAAUCUAGACUUAGAGUUUAGAGUUGAGAGAUGGAGUAGGUUUUUGAAAUGUGAAAUUUAGGAUUCUAAUAAAUAUAUAAGUAAAUACUUAAAAAUAUAAAAAAAUUAAAAAUAGUUUCAAACAUAAUUUUCGAUUUUCAAACAGAAAAUUCGAAAAAAAUCGAAAAAAAAUUCAAAAAAGUAUUCAAAAGUUUUUUUUUUAUAAAAAAAAUCGAAUUUAAAAAAGUAUAAUUCGAAAACAUAAAAAACUAUUUUUAUAUUUUUUUUAUUAAAAUAAUUAUUUAUUAUAUAUAUAGAGAAAACAAAUGUAUAAGAGUCUUUUGCCACUGAAUGAAUAAACGUUUUUUAAAAAUAUCUUUUUAAUGGUAAUAAAAUGAAUAAUGAUACCAUAAAAGUUGUAAACACGAAAUUUUUCCGUAAAUUAUGCCUACUUGCGAUAGUGAGAAAAUAUUUCUAAUGAUUGCAAAACUUUCUAUCAUAAAUCUCUGAUAUAAUCUAUAAUGUAAAUUUGAUAUAAUAUAAGUAUAUCUAUAUCUACGUUGAAUUUCUUCAUUACUAACCAACUCCUUUUCUUCUUCUUUUGCAGUGUUAAGGUUAACUUAAUUAGAGGAGACGAUCUUGACCAGCGACAUAUAGAUAUCACUCACACUAUAUAAUUGACAAUUAUUUCCUUCAAUUUACAUAUCAAUACUAUUAAAAGAGAAGGAUUUUGAAAAAAUCUACCUAUGAAAGUUGUUUGGACCUAUUACUUUUAAAUUUUUUUGGACUUACCAUGUAUAUUAUAACAAUAAUUGACAACCUUUUUUACCCUAUAGACCCCGAUUAUUACUCUAACCAUGCGAACUGUAUACAUUAUUAUUUAUACAUAACCAUUAAAACCGAUUGCUAAACCAUCCUACCCAAACAAAAUACAUUACAUGAACCAAAACCAAAACACAAUCUAUUAUAACUGUUACGUUAACGAAAUAUUCAUUUCCCUCACAUACUACCAUCGACUACAAAACACGUUACAUGUAAGACACUACACUACAUAGAAGUUUUAUACAAGAUUUGGGUGUAAGAUUACAUGAUUCAAACACUAAAUUUCAUUAGUGAAAUAAUCUUCAAGAUUAUAUGAUUCAAACACUAAAUUUUAUAAUUAUGAAAAGCAAAACAAAACCAAACCCGCGCUUUCAAGCGCGGGUCAAAAUCUAGUAUUUUCUUAAAUGUUGAAAGGAUUCGUUAGAAGGUCUAACUGUGUGGAGCCAAAAAAAAAAAAAGGUCGAUUGUACAUGUAAUCAAUUUGUCUUUUAUUUAUUUAUUUUUUGCUUUAGGUUUAAUCAAAUUGGGUUAGUAGAGAUGUACACGUCCAUCUACUAUGCAAUAUCUGUUUGUUUAUAUACAUUAUAUAUCAGGCAUGCUUUUCUCUUAAUUAUAAUGAAUCUCUCAUUUUUUAUGCAUAGAAAAUCCAAAAAGAUUGUCAAUUUCUUUAGCAAAAACAAAAUUGUACUAAUGCAAAAGGAAUGAAUAAAAAUAAACAUGAGAAGUGUAGGCCAUUUAGCAGACAAAUUAUAAUUAAACAAAUGGGAUAAUGUAACCCACCUCCAUCUUCACCUUUGCCUUGUGUAUAAAACCUCUCUCCUUAAAGCUAUACUCAAGGUUAAAUCAAAAACCUAAUUCCCAUAGCAGCAAACACAAUUGAUCCUAAAAUUAAAUUCGACCUUCGAAUCUAAAAUUGUCAUCAACACCAAUCAUAUCAUGAGUAGCUCUGGCUCUCCUUGUGGAGCUUGUAAGUUUCUUAGGAGGAAAUGUGCAAAUGGAUGUGUGUUUGCUCCAUACUUUUGUCAUGAACAAGGAGCUUCACACUUUGCAGCCAUUCACAAGGUCUUUGGAGCUAGCAAUGCUUCUAAAAUCCUCUCGAAUCUCCCCAUUAGUGAUCGUUGUGAAGCCGCCAUUACAAUCUCUUAUGAAGCACAAGCUAGGCUUCAUGAUCCCAUUUAUGGCUGUGUCUCUCAUAUCUUUGCUCUCCAACAACAGGUUGUGAAUCUACAAGCACAGCUUGAGAUUCUAAAGCAACAAGCUGCACAAAGCAUUAUGUUUGCUGAUUCACCAUCAUCAGAAAACCCUAAUAGUUAUUAUGGAGACAAUACUAAGACUUCUUAUCAUCAUGAUCAUCAUCAAGAACAUCGAAAUAUUCACCAUCAUCAUCAUGAUGAGACCCGUUUGGUUUACCAAACCGGAAGUUCAGGGAUGGUUCAGCACGGAGAUGCGACAGUGAACAGUUACCCCACCGGGAACUGCUCGGGCUUUGGAGAAGUCUUCAUCUACCCUGACUUGGAACAACACUUGAACUCUUUCAAUCAAGAUCAUCUCAAAGAGCUUCAGUCAGCAAAUUUUGGCUACAUCUCCUUCUCAUGAUGGUUCAUUCUAUCAAGACAUGGAUAAAUUGAUUCCUAUCAACAUAUCCCAUCUAUAUAUGAUUAUAUAUAUAUAUAUAUAUUAUUUUUUAUGUAGCUUAUAUAGGGACUUAUAUAUGCCUCAAGACUUUUUGAUGGUUGUAGUCUCGAUUGUUGAUGUUGCCUAGCUCAAAGAACCGGCUUUGUAUUCAUAAAUAAGAAAAAAAUUCUAGAUGCCCUAGAAAUAUAUUAAAGAUCAUAUAUAUUCAUAUCCUCAAAGAUCUUUUGGAGCAUAUAUCGUUUUUAUUGUUAUAUAUGUAACAUAAAUCAUACUAA
Molecule: messenger RNA, 4304 nt
Organism: Brassica rapa (field mustard)
Lineage: Eukaryota; Viridiplantae; Streptophyta; Magnoliopsida; Brassicales; Brassicaceae
Product: LOB domain-containing protein 29
Biological process (GO): positive regulation of DNA-templated transcription; hormone-mediated signaling pathway
Cellular component (GO): nucleus
Source: RefSeq, a predicted model, not a curated record